UUCGGCGUAGAGCCUACCUACCCUAUUUGCCCGUACACGCCACCUGUAAUGUACGAGGUUUGCCGCGGUUUCCCAUGAGUCACCGCUCUCUCGAGCUCCAAGACAGCGGCCCUUUUUACGUCCAGCUCUAUCGCAACAGGCUCCCAGCGAAUGCGUCAACAUCCAACGACUACGGAUAUCCCUGAGCGCGGUAGGAGAGGUGGCGUGUGCUCAUCAUACAUCACUGCUGGCUACAAUGUGCGGGAGUUCUUCGCCAGCGCCGCCAUGAUGCAACAGGGCUACCGCACCACAGCCACGCUCGCCUCGGCUCUGGUAGUGCUCCAGUGCGCCGCGGCGGUUUCGGCCUGGAGCAUCGAAGAUUAUGAGACCCCGUGGGCUAAGCCGCCGCGGACACUGCGGCUGGACGGUGCCGAGCCAGCGCGCAUCCUCAAAUCGGUGCCACCGCAGCAGCAGCAACUGGGCUACGUCGGUUCGCCGGACUACUGGCCGUUCGCGGGACACACGGCGCCGUCUUUCGACCCCGCAACGCCACGUAACGUCACCACGCAGCUGGGACAGACCGUGUACCUCAGCUGCAUGGUCAACAACCUGGGCGACAAGACGGUAACGUGGAUCAGGCGCAAAGACCUGCACGUGCUGACGGUGGGCCUGGACACGUAUGUCCAGGACCCGCGUUUUCAGGCCAUCCACCUAGAACGCUCCAACGACUGGGCUCUGCAGAUACGCUACGCUCAGCUAAAUGACCAGGGACUCUACGAGUGCCAGGUGAGCUCGGAUCCGAAGAUGAGCCUGUUCGUGCGCCUGCGAGUGCUUGUGGCUCGCGCCGAGAUCGUGGGAGCCAGCUCGGGUCAGCUGUUCCUGAAGACGGGUUCCACCAUCAACUUGACGUGCGAGAUCAGCCAGAGUCCCGAGCCGCCCGUGUUCGUGUUCUGGUACCACAACGAUCGCAUGAUCAACUACGACGAGGCGGCCAAGAGCCACAUCCUGGUGCGUAAGGCCGGCCGGAACGCCGCCGUGUCACGCCUGCUGGUGCACGACGCAGUGCCCUCGGACUCCGGCAACUACACCUGCGGACCGUCGAACGCAGACGCGACGAGCGUCGCCGUAUUCGUGCUCAAUGGUGAGAAGCCUGCCGCCAUUCAACACGACUCCACGCCCCCUUCCACAGCCCGACCGUCGGUGUGCGUCUCGGAUGUGGUGGUGCUGCUAGCGGUAUUGGUGGCCUUGAGGACUGUGCGCGCCCACAGGUGAUGAAAGUGGACGUCGCCUCCUCCCGCACGUCGACACGCCACACAGAUCACCCAACGACGACACUCCUGCACCUUCGCCGCGCGGAACGAUGCUAGCCAGCCGUGAACCGUCACGACCGCGCGCCUCUCAUUGUAUAACACGACAUGACCACGGUUUAUUUCGUCGCCGACGCCCAUACGGCAAGUACGCUCGUGAUUGUGCAUCCACCGUGCUUGUAAAGCAAAAGGACUGCGCACUGCUUAAGCGCUCUCCAUGUGUGUGAUGUGCUCGUGCAUUCGGCCGUGUACCGCUGUUGGAGUGCGACCGUCAGUCUUUCUUCACCCUGUUUGCUUACGCUCUGUCCUCGAUGCUAAGGUACUUGUAACCGACGGAUGACGUGGUAGCACGAUCGCAGUGCCACCCCGUGAGGUGCGAGGGACGAAAACCCGGUGACUGCAGAGAAGACGCUGACGGAGAGAUGUGACAGGGCCUCUCGGACGAUCCCAGUCUGUCCUGCAACGUUAAGAGACAUGAACCUCCACACACGCACCCCCCCACACACACAGUCCCUUUUCCGACAUUACCUUUAUCUUCAACAAAACGCUCCCAUGGCUUCCUUUUCUGCCACUUAAGCACUUGUUACUCAGCGACACACCGCAUUUAAAGGUUGCGGGAACAACAACAACAAAAAAACACACCAGUUCAACACAAAUGUCUGAUUUUCAAAACUGGAAGGAGGUGAGCGCAGAAUGUCCCGUGGUUACGCUUUUUUGUGUGUAUGUGUGUGGGUGAAGUUUAUGCGGCCCUUGCCCUGCUCGCUGACGCAGAAAGACCUGAGUCCGUAAAGUGCGGAGUAUGCAGCACAAUGUUUGAAGACAACGGAGGCACUUACAUAAUGGUGGAUAUACAUGAAAAUAUCUCACUCGUGAUAGAAGCAAUAGAGUUAAAAAAGAAGAGACUCAGUCCAAGCAUUUUUAACCUUCUAAGACGGGAAUGCUUGUCAAAUACACAUUGGUGAGUAAAAUAUAUAUGUAUGCAAAGAAAGCCGCUGAAGUCGCUGUAUGAAGUCACUGUAUGCAUAAAAAAAGAUGCUUAGUAGGACCACUUCAUCUGUCAAAUUCAAGGUAUAAUCACUUACGAGAAAAAAUAGCAAGACUGGUAUUUUACGCAUGUCAAUGAAAGGACAUCAGAAGAGACAAUUGAGCGACAUGGUGCACUUCCAUUCUAAACGAAUAAUAGCGCGACAAAAACAGGAACGGGAAACAACGAUUUAGUUUGUCUUUUCUUUCCCGCCCUGUUUUCGUCGCGCUAUUAUUCGCUUAAAAUAAAAGGACAGGCCGAGCGAUAUUGAAUAACGCUUGUCGCGUCGAAUGACGACGCGUGCAAGAGGUAUUAACAUUUGCCUGAUUCGAAUAAAGAAUUUAUAACGAUACGUGUAGUAACAAUAAGACAGACUGGUAAUGAUAUGAGGUAAGGUGGUAGAACAUGUGCGCUAACGAUAACAGAUAAUUCUCAGAUGCGAAUUCGCAUAAUGAAACGCGGCACUCAUUCAUGUGACAUGGUUAUUGUAAGCAUUGUCUGGUCAUAGUCGCACAAAUAUGGAUCACAUGUCGCACUACUGACCAUGUUUUGAAUACUUGCUUCAAUAAGAAACGUGCCUGCCAUGGCUGAAUGUCAGAGACAUUAUCAUUGUGGCUAUGUGAUGAUGCACAAAAAUUAUGAUAAAAGCCAAAUGCCCCAUAAAAAAGAUUUCCGAUAAGUCGAACCAUCAUCGCGGGUGCUCUCACUCUACUGCCAGAACGUGCAGCUUUCUGAGCAUGCUGUCUUAUUAACAUGAAACUAUUGUCCCAAAGUUCAUAAAAUACUUAUAUGUUACACUAACUUGUUGUUUGCCACCUAUAAGAUGUUUUAUAUCUCCAAAUUUUGCAGUAAUUUUGAUGCGUACUUGUGACGCAAAUGCUUAUGUGUGACUUUUUUAUGAUAUUUUUGUGUUGUGGAAAAUAUUUCUUCUUUUAUAGAACAUUUUUUAUUGUAAGAUUGACUUAGAAUAAGGCAAUUCAGCUUUUUUGUCUGCUCAAUAACAUUACACAGGUACACAACUUAAGGUAUGAAUUGGUAAGGCAAAUUAAAGUCUCGCCUGUUGACUGCGUCACUUUUCUGGAAACUGUACUAAAUGUUCGGGCCUUACGGAACAAAUACACGGUAGAAAAACAAGCAGUUCUUUGUUAGAAAAAUGUGAGCGAACAGCGAGAAUACUGCCGGACUCCAGUACGAGGAUUUAAAACAGUGGGGAUGACUCAGUCGAAGAUGUAUGCUCGUGCUUGAAAUUAGGCAUCUUGUAUUCUCUGAGCAUGCGAGUAUUUGCUCCAUAUAGUUAAUGUUGCGUUUUCUUUCGCAUCGCUUUACUGGUCAACGUUUUUGCCACGGAACUUGGAACAAGUGUUCAUAGUGCAUACUGGCGGCGCUCAUUUGAUUUGCUAAGUGCCAGCCUUUAUUUUAUCUCUCAUGUUUGUCAACAUGGCAAAUGACAUUUGCCGGCUUCGAGGCGAAAGCUGUGUGAAAUGCCGAUGUGCUGAAAAAAAAAAGAAAAGAAGUUGACGUUCACGCUUGUUCCUGUCAACGUCUUACGUGUCACACUCGGGAUCAGGGCUAGCGAGCGAAGAAUUAUCACGGCGCAAUCGUGCGGACUUGUCGACAGAUUUUAUUAAGUAUCACCGAAGGCAAUACGUCGGCAGGGUAGCACCACCAUUCUUGAUAUGAUCAGAUUCACAGAUGCGCGACCUUUCUCGAUAUUUCUUAUUACGUAUAGGCUGCGUGCACUAGUAAAUGGGAAAAAUAACAUGGUGUUUCAAUGACGCGUGGCUUCCAGGUGGCUCCCUUGAAUGUUUCGCUUCUCUGAGGUAAAUUUCAAAUGGCUCUAUGCGCGUACUAGUCGGUGUAGAUUAAUAGUGGAAACGUGGCAGCGCGAACAAACAAGGCAAAGAAAAAGUACGACACAAGCAAGCGCUUACUUGUGCCGUACUCUUUCUGUGUCCCGUUUGUUUGCGCUACCACAUUUCUAUGUUCGAAGGUCGCAGGAUUGAAUCCUGACUGCAGCGGCUGCAUUUCGAUGGGGGCGGAACUCUAGAAGCUGACGUGCUUAGAUUUAGGCACACGUUAAGGGGUCCCUGAGAGGUGAAAGUUUCAGGAGUACUCCUGUACUUCGUCUCAUCUGCAGUCUCUCAUGGCGUCGGCGUCUCCUCGUGGUUUUCGAAUGUAAAAUCGCAUCUAAUUCCAUUAAAUGCUUGGCUUUCGCUGCAGAAGGCUAUAUACGUGGUUCUUUAUGCAGCGGGUUGUUAGUUCUCAGAAUUUUCCCCUGCAUUCUUACAUCUCGCGCAACUAUUUCUUUAGACAAAAUGUGUCGCAACAAAACUUACGUGGCGCUGUGAACAUUUAACUGAGCAAGGGAAAUAGCUUGUGAAAAUCUUGUUAAGGAAAUUUCACAAAGGUUACGAAUGCCCUGCGUCACUCCUAAUUGAUUAAAUCACUCAAUAUUUUUCUGGCAGGAGUUUAAAAAACUUUCACCAUAAAGAUACAGAAGCUUCUACAGUGAGGUAGCUGUGAUUACUAUGCAUUUCCCUGCAGAAAUUUUGACCUAAAUAUUGGCCGUUCAUUGCGAAAGCCUGCACGCUGCCUUUUUGGUCUGUGACCUAAAUGCUUGUAUUUACAUACUGAGCAAGGCGAUAAAAUACACUUACGAUAACUUCUUGUUGAGGAAGUUGGUGCUUCUUAAUAUUAUAACUGCCUUCAGCGUUGAAAGCACACACCACAGGAUAAGGCGAUGUUACAGAGGGAUCUUUCCUGUCGCCUAAUAUGAUACUAUAAAACCAAACUGCAUCUUUUUUUUCCAAGUUCUUACCUGUUUCCUAUAUCUUGAAAUAGCGUUGCUAAGAUAACAGAAGUGAAAAAGAAUCUAAAAGAGAAAGGGAUAUUAUAAUGAAGAUAUGCGGAAGUCUGCCUAGUUUUGUACGCCUGCAAAUCGUAUUUUUCGCAUAAGAUUACUUCUCAAAAAAAAAAAAACGUCAGACUACAAUAUUACGUCAGGAAGUGUACAUGAAAAAUAAAAAAAAUAAGAGAGCGUAGAGAUUAUGCGUGAUGCUCUGGAACUGAGCGGGGCUUCGUUCUGAAGAGAGUACGAUUGGGUACGAUCUGGAUGAUAGAAACUUGCACAACCUGCUUUCAUGAAAAGAUCGUCGCAAUAUGGUUUAACGUUCACGUUCUUAUGCAGAGAAACUGCGAACUCUUCAGAUAUCUAUAAAGCAAUCUACCAGACGUUAAAACAAUGCUAUGUAUCCGCAAUGGCUUCCCACCAGCCUGGAGAGUGUGCGAGCGUAACACAAGACACAGGCGGCUUUUCACUUUUUUAGUGGCCACAACGUUUUGAUUGCCCCCUUCCCCAGCUGAACUCGCAGAAUUUUAUUUGAUACUACUUGUAAGCAUGCAUUGUAUACGUAAUAUAACUUUAGAAAAGGUCAAAGGCUCUACAAAGCGGUGCUAAUGUCUGAAAAAGGAACAGGAGGGAAAAGAAAGGCAGGCAUGUUAACCGGCAAAUGCCUUAGACGACGAAAGUUCAUAUGCGCCUAAGUUGGCGGUGAAGAAAUCUGAACGUUACACUGUCAGCAUUCGACAAAGACGUGACGCGCAUUACGUGCAACUUUAAACAAAUUUUUUUGCAUACCUGGUAAUAUGCGCAUUUACGCAAAAUCUUAUGUAUGGCCUUCACUUACACACAGCAUAGUUGCAUUAUAUGUUGCAGCACUACGUGAACGUAGUCAAGCAUGCGUGUUAUCUACUUAUAAAUCCACAAAUGGCAUCUCUUCCGAUUACGAGAUUCAAAAACCAAAACAAGACACAGAAAAGAAAACGUGUAUUGUGCAGGGAAACGCUGUCUUUCGCGUAUGACGGAUAGCAUGCGCCGAGAGAAAUUCCUCUGUGUAUCGUAGCUGCUGCCCACCCUGCUCGGCUGGCAGCGUUUGUAUAUUGUGUUGUCGAAGCCACCGGAGCAUGUGCGUGAGAAGCUUGCCCUGUGAGUGAUUAUGACGGUGCACAAAAAAAAGGAAUAUAAGAGGAAAGACAGAGAACCUAAAGGAGUAACUGGUUCGAUCAUAUAAGAUAGGUAAGCAAUGUAACGAAUCAGAAAAGGAGCAGUGGCUAUAACACUAACGUGAUAGUUGUUUCAUAAUGUUUUGCGCCGUACUGUCUGCUCACUGUAUUAAGAAUUGCGCAGUGACUUGGAAAUGCAGUAUUGGUACAAUAUAACAUUAUCGAGGGUACAGUUUUUCAUUUCAUAACUCGUAACUGCUAUUUCCGUGAAUAUCUUGACAGGAGAGUUCUGACUUACAUACGAGUGAAACAAGAUAAAUUGUUGGAGCUUCCCCUUUUCUUUUUUUAUUUUCACGUUGUGACUAUCAAUUUAAAGUGACCAUACGGGGGCGUGUGAAGUAUCCAUCACUGAGACGAAAUGUGUUGUGCAGUGUCUGCUUAAGUAAGGCUUCGCUGACACAUUGCUACAGUAGUGACGAAUAACCAGCAACCUUGGUUGGAUUCAGUACAUUGCAGAAAAUGACCAUGGUGUCGCUCAUUUUUCAUUUUAUAUUUUUAUAUAUUCUGAAUAUAAAUACAUGUACGGUUCAUGUCAAAUAGCUCUCAAACUUCAUGCAAGGAACUACCAUACUAGUAAUGUAUUCUGAGAACAACAGAGUAGGGUGAGAUUUCAAAAUGCACUUCUAUGGGUUGCUUGGAAGCGACGAACACGCUUAUUUCAUCAGCACUAUAACUCAGUCAUAUGAUCUUGUGUCAUGAACACUUUGUUGACAAACAAUAUCAGGAGCCAUAUUCAUUUCUUGCUGAGUGAUAUCACUCAAUAGACAACUACUAACUAAUAAGUUCAUAUGUCAGUGAAGUUUCAUUCUUUUCCAAAUGCCACUACAUAAGUGCACUCAAUCUAGAAAAAUAAACGCGCGUGUAGAGUGCUACUUGAUAAUGAAAGUGAAACGCCGUGUUGUGCUGAAACAUAACAAAGCAAUUUGCAUGAGGUGCUAAACGGCGUUCGACAACAUGGAAGUUUAAUGAAACAGCCAUUGCUCGUUAAAGGGUAAAAACUCUUAAUUGAGGUUAAAGAGUAACCUAAAGUAACCGUUUUUGGUAGACGUAGUCAAAACUCAAUAGAUAGCACUGUACACCAGCGCCUGAGAAACAAAAGCGAGUAAUGCGUGUGUCAACCCCUUCCCCCCCUACGCUUGUAAGUAAUUCACGAGCCACCAUUCCUCCAAACCAUCCUCACCGUACGUCUGAAAGCCACUCUAUAUCAACCAUAAAACUUCUCUCGGUGUUUUGAGCUGUGUAUCGCCAUAUUUUUGGACGUGAUCGCCAUUCCUUCUGUGUCUGGGAAAUUCUGGUAUGCCCUAAAGGCCGAACGGCGGCACUCAAACCUGUUUGUCAACAGUUACGUGGUAUAAACUGGUUUCCGGACGACGGAGCCACUCUGGGAUAAAUGAGAGUGCAGACGGUGGAAUAUGAAUGCGACGCUUGCGAGCUUUUGCAAUCACCACUUUUGAUGUGCGAAUGACGAGCGUAUCCAUUGAAAUAUUUUGACCGUCUCGGGCACCACGUGUCAGAGCAUGGCCUUGAAAUGUGUGCGAUGUUGUUACAAUCAUUUCUAGUCGAUUUAUUCAUCAAUCGCGUGUACGUUUCGAGAGUAAAAAAAUAACACAUCGUUUGAGAUUAUGUCAUUUAACAAGGGUGAUAUGUGGAUCCAAUGUUACAUUAUACUUCAUGUUGAUGGUUCCUAGGUUGUUUGUAAAUAAUUGCUCAGAAUCUAUAAUAAAUAUUACAUGAACAAUG
This is a messenger RNA of Rhipicephalus microplus (southern cattle tick), 8112 nucleotides long. Its product is annotated as cell adhesion molecule DSCAM. Gene Ontology annotation, biological process: synapse organization. Gene Ontology annotation, cellular component: neuron projection membrane. NCBI's taxonomy places the organism in Eukaryota, Metazoa, Arthropoda, Arachnida, Ixodida, Ixodidae. The record is from RefSeq and is a predicted model, not a curated record.